Messenger RNA from Rana temporaria (common frog), 1314 nucleotides. It is a transcript of the gene VGLL3, whose product is annotated as vestigial like family member 3. The record is from RefSeq and is a predicted model, not a curated record. Gene Ontology annotation, biological process: regulation of transcription by RNA polymerase II. Lineage: Eukaryota; Metazoa; Chordata; Amphibia; Anura; Ranidae. The transcript has 3 exons. Gene Ontology annotation, cellular component: nucleus. Bases 158 to 1039 code for a protein of 293 amino acids.
UGUCUAUUGUGUGCAUGCUAAUCCAGCCGCCUGUGUCCUCCGCUUCCCCGUGUAUAAGGCAGCGAUGGAGACAAGCUCCGGGAUCAGGGGAUGUGACUCCCUCCUAGGAUAGCACUAUUCCGGGACUGUGCGGGGAGACGUGUCCGGGGGGCCUGCAAUGAGUUGUCUGGAUGUUAUGUAUCAUCACCAAGUCUAUGGGAUGCACCAAUAUCUGCCCGGCACCGCCGCCGCCGCCGCCUACUACCAUCAUCACCCGCAGAAAAAGAUUGGCGCAUAUAGUAAGAUGCAAGAGACAUUGGAGGUGACUCUUUCAACCAAGCAAGAAGAGGAGGAGAAGGAGCAGCCUGCAGAGAUGGAGUAUCUGAAUUCCCGAUGUGUCCUCUUGACCUACUUUCAUGGAGACAUAGGAGCAGUUGUGGAUGAACAUUUCUCAAGGGCCUUGAGCCAAUUACGCACCUUAAAUCCAGAAAACACCAGCACUAAGACCAAAGCAGGAGCUAGUAGAGAGAGCCCAUCAAUAUCAUGUCAGCGGACUAGUCUACCUCCAUCCUUAUGGACAAACUCCUAUCAGUCAGCUCCACCUUGCCUGAGCGGAGUUCAUCCAGACUUUGCCACCACGACAGCCAGCACCCUCUCAACUACAGAGCACAGCAGCUGGCCUGGAGAUAAUGUUCACCAGACUGUCCCACAUCCUCCACCGGUGGUGACGGACUCCUGGCACUACCCAUUGGCUUCACCAACGGCAUCACCGUAUGCCCACAUGCAUGACAUUUACAUGUAUCGGCACCAUGCUCAUCCACAUAUGCAUCACCAUCACCACCAUCAUCACCAUCCCAGUUCCCAUGUGGACCCACGAUAUGGACCUCUUGUAAUGCCCUCAAUGCGUGCAGCCAGGAUUCCGGCAGCUCAAUGUGACAUACCUAAAACUGAAGCCACAACACCCACCAUGGCUACUCCAGCCUGGGCCGGGGCAUUCCAUGGCACUGUAGACAUCGUACCAAGUUUUGGUUUUGAGACGGGUAAUGGCUUUUCUGCCUAAAUAAAGUAUAUUUGUAUGUGGACUUCACAGCUGGAACAUUCCAUUUUGGAUCCUGGAUGAUGGCCUUCUUGUUACCUGUAAAGAAUCAAUUUUAGCUGAAUCUGCCUUAAAGGACACCAUUAUUUUGUUGCCCUCUGAAAACAAAGUGCUUUAUAUGUCUCCCCAUACCUGUUUUGUAUUAUGUCUGUCUUUUGGUUGACUUUUUUUUCUGCAAAGCCUUCUGUGAAUAACUGAAAAAAUAGACUUUUUUAUAUUAAAUAUUAAUGAUUUCUUAA